Messenger RNA from Prunus persica (peach), 690 nucleotides. RefSeq lists its product as uncharacterized. Bases 1 to 690 code for a protein of 229 amino acids. Gene Ontology annotation, molecular function: nucleic acid binding. The transcript is spliced from 2 exons. Gene Ontology annotation, biological process: DNA integration. Lineage: Eukaryota; Viridiplantae; Streptophyta; Magnoliopsida; Rosales; Rosaceae. The record is from RefSeq and is a predicted model, not a curated record.
AUGGCUCGGCUAAUCCAGCAGGCUCUUUCAGUUCCCAUGAAUCUAGUAGUAAAACUAUGGCCUUUCAGAGGAUGGGCAAUGGAUCUCAUUGGUAAGAUUUAUCCAGCCAGUAGCAAACAACACUGUUUUAUUAUUGUAGCUACAGAUUAUUUUACCAAAUGGGUGGAAGCCAAGCCUGUUAAGUCCACAGCAUCUCAAGAAAUCAUCACUUUCAUAGAAGAGCAGAUUAUACAAAGGUUUGGCAUUCCAGAAUCAAUCACAACUGAUAGGGGAUCUUCUUUCAUAUCUGGAGAAAUGUUGGAAAUGGCAGGAGCAUUUAAAUUCAAACUGCUUCAAUCCACCCCUUAUUAUGCCCAAGCUAAUGGGCAGGCAGAAUCAAGUAACAAGCAUGAGAAGUUGUCAGAAACUCUGUGGGCAUAUAGAACUUCAAGAAGAGAAGCAACUGGCAUGACCACCUAUGGCCACGAUGCAAUUCUGCCUAUGGAGAUAGCAGUCCAAUCCCUCAGAAUUGCUCAUCAACACAGUUUGGUUGGAGAAGACUACUCUCAAGCUAUGAUGCUAGAACUGGAAGGAUUGGAUACAAGCAGGAUCGAUACCCUCAACAAACUCUUAGCAGGAAAGGAAGCUGUAUCAAGGGCUUACAACAAAAGAGUCAAGAACAAGAGUUUUGAAGAGGGGGAAAUAGUCUAG